Daphnia pulicaria is the source of this 1366-nucleotide messenger RNA. RefSeq names its product PITH domain-containing protein 1-like. The coding region runs from base 129 to 752 and encodes 207 amino acids. Gene Ontology annotation, cellular component: nucleus. The transcript has 5 exons. Lineage: Eukaryota; Metazoa; Arthropoda; Branchiopoda; Diplostraca; Daphniidae. The record is from RefSeq and is a predicted model, not a curated record.
AGCAGACGAACGUCUAAAAAAAUUCGAAAACAAAGCAACAAACGUUUCAUCGAGUCAUUAGUGGUUUCCUCAGGGAUUGUUCUAUUAGUAAGAUUACUUGCAAACAAUAAUUAAUUAACAACAACAACAUGGCACACAAUCAUGUUCAUGGACAUCACUGUGAAUGCAGCCAAGAAACCAAAACUGACGAUUUAGCUGUACUUUAUAAUUUGUACUCCAGAAUUGACCUGCAUAAUUUGGAAUGUCUGAAUGAAAGCAUAGAAAAUUCUGGGAAAAGCGUUUUUCGACCAUGGGAUGAACGUUUUGAUAGUGACAGAUUUGUUGAGAGUGAUGCAGAUGAAGAGCUGUUGUUUAAUAUUCCGUUCACAGGUAAUGUGAAAUUGAAAGGGCUGAUCAUUAUGGGAGGAGAUGAAGGAACACAUCCAUCAGUAGUUCGUUUAUUCAAGAACAGACCUCAUAUGACUUUUGAUGAGGCAGCUAGCCCUGCUGAUCAAGAGCUAAAUCUUGUAGAAGACUUUAAUGGGACUACAGAAUAUGCUACAAAGAUAGUUAAAUUUUCUUCUGUUUACCAUUUGACACUCCAUUUCCCUAAAAACCAUGGUGCAGACACAACAAAGAUCCUUUUCAUUGGCCUUAAGGGAGAUUGGUCAGAAGGCCACAGACAUGGAGUAACUCUAUGCACUUAUGAAGCCACCCCUUCAAUGGCAGAUCAUAAAGACAAAAUUAUUGAAACCACUAAUAUGGAUAUGUAGAUGGUUGCCUUAAUAUUUUUACGAUAAUUGUUUGAAGGGAAAAUUGUCAUUGCAAAAAUUUCGAGGAUUACCAUCGUACGUUUGAACUAAAUGGAAAAGUGUGUUGAUUCCAACGGAAAGGGUACGCGCUUAGAGUGGGAGUUUCUAUUUUGCACUUUCUCUGCGCGUUUACCCUCCGCCCAUUACCUGUGUCGUGUGAAUCGAUCACUUGGUUAUUCUGAUAGACUGAUACAAAUGUCUAAUCUCUAAAUUAAUUGUUCUUAUUUCAUUCAUUUUCUUUUUAGUGUGUUGUGCUACUGUUUUUGUAGUCUGGAAAUGAGAUGCAAUCAUUCAAAUCACAAUUUUUCCCGUCAUCACUUUAACUUUUCUUCCUGAUGAAGUAGUGACUGAUGAAUCAAGACGGUGGAUGCUGCACGCGGGUUCGCGCUUUCCAUAUCCACCCCCCCCACCCCCAUUUCUUUCUUACCUUUGCCAAAUUGCCAUGGCAGCCUAGCUACGCGCCAAGCAGACGAACUUUCCAGUUGAUUUCCAGUUAGUUCAAUUGUUUUAGUGCGCAAUAGUAGUUGGUCUUACAAGAGUUUGAGCUCGGACGAAUAAGUGGAGCAGUCGUCUUU